Mytilus trossulus (common blue mussel) is the source of this 6072-nucleotide messenger RNA. RefSeq names its product 3'-5' exoribonuclease HELZ2-like. NCBI's taxonomy places the organism in Eukaryota, Metazoa, Mollusca, Bivalvia, Mytilida, Mytilidae. The record is from RefSeq and is a predicted model, not a curated record. Bases 437 to 5614 code for a protein of 1725 amino acids. The transcript is spliced from 10 exons. Gene Ontology annotation, molecular function: RNA binding; 5'-3' DNA helicase activity; RNA nuclease activity.
AUUAAACGAUUUCACGGUGUCAAUUGUCUGAAAUAAUAUGAACUGAAAGAACUCAAAUUAUAUAUAUAUUUAAAAUCUUUAAUGCACAAUACAACUUUAAAAUACGUUAUUAUCUAUACAAAGUAAUCCGAUCGAUAUGUUAGUGAGGACGUUGUACUAUAUUUUAAAUACAAAAUGCAUACUUGAAUCUUGUGGACAAUAUCCUUGAUAUUAAUUUUGCAUAAUUGCAUUUCUGUCACUGGAAAAGUGUUAAAUCCGUGAUAUUCUAGAAGAAACAGAACAAUGACUUUAAGUUAGACUUUGGAUGGGAGCUAGUUUAAGUUUUAUAUCGCUCUACUGCACAAGAAAAAGGUAACUGCACUGUAUUGAUUAACAUCUGGUUGCGAUGACGACGCAGGACAACGUUCCAUAAUCAACUUUAUAUCACACGUUUAAUAUGGACUCAGAUUCCGAUGAUGAAUGGUAUGAUGAAGAGGCAAACCGAAGCAGGAAUCGUCUUAGAAAUAAUGAUUUACAACAAGGUACAAACACAGAGUCAUUACAUGAUACACCAGAGUCUUGGUUUCACGAAGGUUUGGAAAUCAAUCGAUACGAAUUCAUCAGGACAGAAAAUGUAAUUGUGUUGCGUCCAUUUCUUUAUCGAGACAUAUUUUCGGCAUUUGAUGAAAACAAACUCACUGAACAACCAGAUAUGUAUAAAAGAUGUAUGAUUAAAAUCCUAUCAAUGGAAGAAGCUGUUUGUUUUCCAGAAGAAAACAAGCAUAUGAAAAUAAACAUUUCUGGGCGAGAAAAUUGUGGCCAAACAUAUACAGACGACGUAGUGUAUGUAAAAAUAUCUAACAAAGGCGAGCCACAAGAAGAUAAAAAAUACUACGGUGAAGUCGUAUCCUUCAUAGAUAGAAAUCGCUUCAAGAAUGUGACCCAUCCUGUUUUUGUUUGUCUCAUUGAUCGACGACAGAGUCAUCUGAUGAUUCCAAUUUGCAAGACUAUUCCAAAAAUUAAUAUCUUACACGGACGUCUAGCUAAGAAGUAUCCAGAGCGGCUAAGAACAAGCGUAGAAAUUCAUAAACAUGAUUCAGGUACAAAUGAUCUUAAGUUUCAUAAGUAUCAUAACAUCACAGAAGGUGACAAAGAAAACUGGUUGUUCAUUGUAGUUCUUUUAAAAUGGAAAUUAACUAAUAUUCACCCCCUAGGUGCAGUCUUAGGUGUAGUGCAUAGCUCUAAAGACAUAGAAGAGGGAUUAACGUUGAUUUCUUACCAAAACAAUUUGCCAUUAUGGUUUGAUUACCCAUCUGUCGAUGAAAUCAAAGAAUUGAGAGACGAUUUGCAAGCCCCCGGUUAUCAAGAUAUAACCAAAACCGACAAAAUAUUCACAAUAGCUGGAAUAGAAGAAAGUUUCAUAAAUCAUGGUUUUAGCAUUAGAAAAAUGACAAAGAACAGAGUUAGAGUCGGUAUUCAUGUUACUGACGUCAGCAAGGUUGUUCACAAAGAUGAUGAUUUAGAUAUUCAUGCGCGAUCCCGUGGAUUUUCAUUUCACAGUUCAAAUACAGCACAUAAUAAACUUAUGCUACCUAAUCAUAUAAAUAAUCUUUGUAGCUUAGAACCAGGUCGCAGAAGGUAUGCAAUAUCAGUUUUCUUUGACAUUGACCAAACUGAACCAAGUAAUAUACAUGUAACAGAAAAAACUAUUAGCAGAACGGUAAUGCGUUCCUCCGCCCAUUACAAUUACAUAGAAGUUGAAAACAUUAUCAACAAUCAAGAUAUCAUUGAUGAUAUUUUCGCUGACGACAUAAAGAUUCUUUUUCUACUGUCAAAGAAAUUGAAAUUCCAACGUCUUCAAAUGGAGUCCUUUACCUCACCAAUAUCAGUAGAUUUUACAACUACAGACGGUAUCAUGAAAACUAAAAAAGCACAUUCUCUAGUUGAAGAAUACCUUGUUCUAGCAAACAACACAAUUGGAAGCAUUCUGACGCAAAAUUUUCCCAUGAAUGUUCCUGUUUUUCAUCCAUUACAAAUGGCCAGAGAUAGUAAAAAUAAACAAAAAGAAUGGUAUUUUUUACACAAAUACUUUGCUCAUCUGUUGUGCAGCAAACAAGAAGAGAUUAUUGAAGAAAUAGGGAAAUUAUCAUUAGUUAAUGCACUACCAUCACCAUAUUACUUGUAUCAUAGGUUAGCUGAUCCCUCCUCUAUGAGUGAAAAUGACGAAGAUGUAAAUAUUGAUAUUGAAAAGAGACUCUUUGUUCCAAUACAGUCAAAUGUUCUCGAUCAAAUUGUAAGAAAUGUUCAAAUAGAUAGAACUAUUGACGAAGCAAUUGAACUAAUUUGUUCUGAUUUCGUUCAUCCUAAACAAGGUUUAGCUUUAAAAGAAUGGCAAUCAUUUGAGCCUAGUCACCAAUACAGAAUGUCUGUUCUCCAUAGAGAAAAUCCAGCUGUUCAGUUCACGUGCCCUCUAAGUAGAUAUUGUGAUAUUAUUAUCCAUCGAUUGAUUCAUGCUUACUUAGAUGAAAAAAAUACCCCCUAUGACUUUACUGAAUUACGAACCAUAUGUGCGUAUUUAAAUACGUUAUUGAAAAAAACCAACGAUUUCAAUUUGCAGUAUAAAGAAUUAGUUUUCUCAAACUAUUUAAAGCAACAGCCGAUUAUUUUUCAAGGUUUCGUUUCUCACGUAUCACGCGAAAAAUACGACAUUUUCAUACCAGGUCUUCAAGACACUAUGACAAAAAGUUUGUCUGUAAAAUUUAGCGAAAUAGACGUUUGUAGUAUUCCUGAAAUCACAUUGGACAACGAUAUGGUAACAUUCAACGAAAGAACAGUCAUAACUGGUGAUCCAGAGAAUAUAGAAGGAAAUGAAGAUACACAUCAAAUAUUCUCAAAAGUGACAGUGAAAUGGAGAAGGCGUUUAUACAGUUUCAAAGCUACUGUAUUGGAAAAACCAAUGGACGAUGAAGUACAAAGACCUGAAAAGCAUGUUAAGAUAUAUCCUCACCAGAACACUACGUUUAUAAGCUUGAGGUUUUGGAAAAGCACACUUCAACAUGUCUUCGACGAAAAUCGUAAUGCAUUAAAAAAUAAAAUGUCUAAUAACAACAGAGAACAGAUGAAGCAAGAACUUGAAAGAAAUAAGCAGCACAUAGAUAGUUUUAAAAACAGUGUCACUGACGUUAGUUCUGAAGUAUCUGACCAGGUAAUAAUUGAUCACUUUGUACCAUUCCAAACAUCGUUUCGACAUGGCCAAAUUGUUACAGUUCAAAUGUCAGCUCAAGAAUUAUCAGGAAUUCUGACACCAAUCCCUCAAAUAGCUAUCCUGACAAACGGUAUCAAAUUUUGUCUGCCACAUGUACAAGAUCCUAUCAAAACGUUUCUUAGAUAUGCCAAAAAGAGUUCAUUACCUAAGUACAGGAAUGUAGACGAAUACAAGAAUAUAUGGCUUCCUGUGGUUGAAAUGGAAUCUACUUAUAAUGCUGUACAUGGCGAGGAAUCGGUGAUAAUCAACGAAGUACCACUUGUAUUUAAAAAUAACCAGGGUAUGUUUGAGUUUGAUGAAGAAUUUUGUGAAAAAAGGGAUUUGGAGUUUGGAUAUAUUCCAGAAGUGAACGACAAUGAAGGAGGAUCAUUAAUAAAUGAGAACAAAACAUACUUUCCGUUACCGAGUGGAAAUUUUCUUUGCAUAAUGAAAGACCAAGACCUAGACUUGGAAACAAAACAAAUGAUAGGCAAUCAGAUUCUUCACAAAGAUACAUAUAUAUGGAGUGCGCAUGCAGAGACUACUAAAAUAUGUAAAUAUCAAAAGUUAGAACAGCGACGAAAUGGAUGUCAACGUAGAAUAACCAAGAUUCGAGUAGCAUUUCAACUUCACGAAAAUAGUUCUCCGCCACCUGCUACUUCGUUAGAUGACUGUAGACUAGAGAUAAUUUCCAAAUCGCCAGUUGACAGGCGUCUUGAAAAUCACUUGAAAAAGCUACGGCAUGGAACCGAUUUAGCCAAAAAUAUUGCACUGAGAAAAGAAAUCAAUUUUCCAGAUCGCAUACAUUUGGAAGUAGCGGAACAGAUUGAGACAGAAGGUCUCGAUGUUGAUAUGUGGCCAAAUAAUCAACAUCAGCACUGGGCUAUCAAGACAUCUUUGAAAAGAAGAUUUAAAUUGAUUCAAGGCCCACCAGGAACUGGCAAAACUUACAUUGGUGUUAAGCUUGUUUACCUUUUCAACAAAUUCAAUACUUUGAUGCAACAGAAAACGGGCGAUACUAAGAAUCAGAUAAUUUUCUGUGGACCUUCAAACAGAUCUGUCGAUUUGGUAGCACGUCUUGUAAUAGAGAAAUUGGGACCAAAGGCCCCACGUAUUGUUAGAAUAUAUGGGAGUGCAAUUGAACAACUAAGCUUCCCAAUUCCUGGAAGAGCAAGUGUAACAAGGCGCAACAUAUCCGAUGCUAAAGCGGAUCCCUACCUAGUUGAACAUGGUGUUGUCCUUCACUAUUUAAUUCGCCAAGAGGGUAAACCGUAUGCUGAACGCAUAAAGGAACUAGAUAACCAAUUGUCCGACGAUGUCAAUAUGUUAGAAGAAAUAAAUGAAAGAGAUAGGGAGCCUUUAAAAACAACAAUUAAAGAAAUCAAGGAAUACAAAGAUAUCCAGAGUAAGGCAACAAAAGAAGAGCUUCCACAUUAUGACGUUAUAUUUUGUACAAAUUCACUGGUAGCAAACCCAAAAGUACUAAAAGCUACAAAAGACAGAGUUUACCAGCUUAUAAUCGACGAGAGUGGAAUGUGUUCAGAACCAUCAACAAUAGUUCCAAUUAUAGCAACAUCUGCGAAACAAGUUGUUCUAAUUGGUGACCAUAAACAACUUCGUCCAAUAAUCAAAUGCAAAGAAGCAGCUAAACUAGGACUAGAAACCUCGCUUUUUGAAAGAUAUUCAGAAAAUAUUUUAUACAAAACCAUGCUAAAGGAACAAUACAGAAUGCACCCCAAAAUAUGCGAAUUCCCGUCAAAACACUUUUAUGAUGGUGAAUUAAAAACUCAUCCUGGGGUCGGAACAUCGCACCAACCAUUGCAAAUGUGGCCACGUACGAUGGCUGACCAUUGGCCUCAUGUGUUUUGUCAUGUAGAAGGAGAUGAAGAGAUGUUAACGGUUAAAACCGAAGCAGGAAAUGAACAGUCAAGGUUCAACGAGGCCGAAGUUAAACAAGUGAUGAAAGUUUUUCAACAUAUGGUAGAAAACGAGAAUGUGCCGCCUUCAAGCAUCAAUGUUAUGUCUCAGUACAACGCCCAAUGUACAGCAUUGAGGGAAGAAUCUGUUAACACUGGACUUACAAUGCCUAUAGUAUCCACUGUAGUGGCCAGUCAAGGUGGAGAAUGGGAUUAUGUUAUUUUCAGUUUGGUAAGAUCUAUUCCUAGUUAUCGAAUACCAGAACAACCAACCAGAGGAUGGUGUCUCCAGAAUCUUGGAUUCAUUACCGACAAAAACCAAAUUAAUGUAGCACUGACAAGGGCAAAAAAAGGACUUGUGAUUAUAGGUAACAGAAACUUGCUUGUGUGUGACCCAGUAUGGAAAGAUCUAAUUCACGACUACGAAAAGAAAAAAUGUAUGUUCAAAGGCUCAAAUUUCCCACCGUCUACAUAACUAGCUUCUAUUACUAUGUUGAAACAGAAACUGCACAUAAUUAUUGUAUAUUCAUAUAAAAAUGACUGAAUAAAAGCAAUAUCUAUUGAUUGUUUUUAAAUAUGAGAUUUCUUUAUUAUAUUUGAUGAUUUUGUUUUCAAUUUUGCAAAUCUAUCAGUUGCAAUCUUGAAACUUGAAAAGGCAACAGCAAAUGAAAUAGGAAGAAUCAAAGAUGAGUAAUUUUAGCAUUACCAUCUUAGUAAAGAGAUACCAAUACAACAGAGGAAUACAGCGCCUAAUUAAUGAUUAUUCGAAGAGGUUUUGUAGUGUAUUAUACGUAUUGUAUGAUUGUUGGUAGAACUUUUUUUCACUUCUGACAAUAACAAAUAAAACAGAUCAAUUAGCCUAUGUGUUUAUUAGUUUAUUGGAGCUAGAUAGCUAGAUACAAUUUUGUAUGAUGAAAUGUUCCUUUUGUUCAA